AUGAUCACCAAAAUCCUGAACGGGUGGCGCAUCUCCUUCUUCUUCAACCUGACGACCUUCAUCGUCCAGCAGCUGGGGCUGUACUACAUCCUCUUCGAGUACAACAAGCUGAUCCUCCUCCUCUGCACCUUCGACAUAUACAUUUUCAUCCACUUCUGCUUCAACAACUCCCAAUCGUUUGCGGCCGUCAAGGGAGGCACUUGCUGGAUUCUUUACGUGUACUCCAUCUCGUUCAAAGUCAUUUUUAUAUACUUCUUCGCCUUCAACGAAAAUGCCUAUUCAGAAGAGACAAACACGGAUUACUAUAACAAAUGCAUUAUCUUUGCCCUCCUCAGUUUGAGCACGCUAAUAUACACGGCUCUGUCUGUGAAGUCGUACAGACAGCUGUACCCAGACGAAAUGACCAUAACGAAUGAACAGAUUUUCCACAACAAUUUAAUCCUCCACGUCGUGAUAGACCUGUUUGACAUAUUCGAGUUGCUUUUCACUCUGGUGAAGCUCUCGUACGUUGUUAAGAACACCAAUUUUUGGAUUAAAAUAAUUGGAGGAGUCUUAAUUUCGUUUUCUCUGUACCUGAAUGCUUAUUCCUUUCCGAUUAUCUCCCUCGUGAAAGAAAAGAACAGAAAGAAUUUGGAUCUCGGCGAUAUUUACUUCUGCAAGAAGCAUGCUGCUGUGAUUGGUAUAAUCCUUGUGGACAUUCCGUUCAUGAUUUUACGCUUUUACUUCCUGGCGUCCUACGUUUCGAACGUACAUUUCCAACCCCUUCUAGUUAAGAACGUGUGUUUCAUCCCGAUCAAGUGCCUUACUAUAAGGCACUGCAAUUUGAUUUUCGAGAGGCUACGUCGAAAUAUAGACCACACGGAUAAUGGCGGUCGAGAGGGAGACACCCUCGCCAUCACGAAACAGAGCAACAGUAAUAAUAACGCGAGCAAGUCGGAUGAUGGCACUCUCAUCAUUCCGUAUGGCUCUCCUGGUGGGAAUAAGACCAGCGUGGUCAAUUGCCCCUCGGGGAGGCUUCUCAACAAAGGAUCCAUCAUGUCGCUGAGCGCCAUGGGGUGCAACAACAACUCGUUGGAUAUUAAGUCGGUGCAGUCGAUGAGGAAUGAGGCGGACAUAAUACCCCCUGGGGAAGCCUCCUGUUCCAGGAAGAAGAAAGUCGCAACCGUCGCUGAUGCCAAGCAGGACGGUGAACCGAUGAGCGGGAGCGCCCAUACCCCAAUCUCCCCCAAUCUCUGCGAAUACUUCGAACACCUAGUGGAGAAUCAAGUAGCCACCUUCCGAAAGCUAAACGUGAAGAAGAACAGAAUAGGGAAGAAGUUUACCAUGAACAAGCUAAUGUAUACGAAUGUAUCGAAUAACGAGAGGUACCAUUGCUACUUGGACGACAGCCUGAAGGUCUCCUACCUCAACCAGAUCCGCCUGAUCAUCCCUUAUGUAACGUACUGCCUGGGAAAAAUAGCAAUGUCCAUAGUGAUAUACUUUUUCUACACAAAGAUAAACAUCCACGAUCUGAAAAUAAUCCUGACACAGUCAGACAUGUAUUUUAAACUCUUCGAACACAACCACAUCAUGUUUAGCGUGGCCUCAUUAAUAAUUCUGGGCAACUCCGUCAUAUCAUUUCUCUGUUCUGUCUUCCUCUCCAGCAUAGUGGAGGUCCUAUUCUUUACUCUUUUCAUCUUCGUAAAGUGCACCUCAGAUUUUCUCUUCCUCCUGCUGCUGGUCUAUAACAACAUUUUUGAGAUUUUUUUGAAGAACCUGAACAAGUCAGAGGAAUACGCGCCAUACUUUUAUCUCCUCUUCGCAGUGAUUCCUUCGUUUAAGAUCAUUAGCAACAUUUACGUCUUUUUGUGUUCCUUGUCCGGCCGGCAAUUCAUCGGCUACAUCAUUCGCCCGUUUAUGAACGAGACCAGCAAGAGUAAGCUCCCCCCUUUUUUGAGCAUAAACGGCAGUGCCGCAGCGAUCACCGGGAUUGGCGCAGAAGCAAUCACCCGGUUGAGUAGUACCUUAGGUGGAGAAGGAACCAACACAGUGGGGUCUUCUCCCCCCAUUCGAUCUCUCCAGACGGACGAACUUAACCUGUUCAAUAACGAAAAGUCCAGUGAUAAGAACAACUUCAAGGGAGACUACAAAGGAUUCAUAUCGAUUGCGUCUCUCCUAAUCUACAUCAACACAAAGCACAUGCACGGAUUGUCCUCCCUCUCGAUACUAAUGAUAGGAAAUAAUUUCAUCAAAAAUCUCAGGCUCAAUUAUAACUUAAAAAACAGCCAUCUCCUGCUCAUCGUUUUAACUCUCUUGACUCGCUUCCUUUUGCUACUCUUUAUCUUCAUGCACCAUAAGUCGAAGAUUCUCAUAGAUGAAUGUGUCCGUAUGUUUUACUUCGGAGUCUCUUCUAUCUUCAUUCUGGAUUUAAUUUUUAAAGCUGGGUACCUUAUUGGCUCUCACAACAUACGGGUGUGCGCUGCGUACAAUUUGCACCUCAAGUCAAUGUACGAGGACGUUUACUACAGCGCCAGGGUCAGGAGCCACGUGCAGAAGAACCACCUCAGGGACCUGCACAGCAAGUACCAGAUGAACCACUUCUACGUGCGCACUAUGCCGCUCUUUUCGGAGCUCGUCUAG
This is a messenger RNA of Plasmodium inui San Antonio 1, 2619 nucleotides long. RefSeq lists its product as hypothetical. The record is from RefSeq and is a predicted model, not a curated record. NCBI's taxonomy places the organism in Eukaryota, Apicomplexa, Aconoidasida, Haemosporida, Plasmodiidae. The transcript has a single exon. The coding region runs from base 1 to 2619 and encodes 872 amino acids.